Molecule: messenger RNA, 2647 nt
Organism: Siniperca chuatsi (mandarin fish)
Lineage: Eukaryota; Metazoa; Chordata; Actinopteri; Centrarchiformes; Sinipercidae
Gene: tmem221
Product: transmembrane protein 221
Exons: 3
Coding region: 978-2084 (368 amino acids)
Source: RefSeq, a predicted model, not a curated record
GUCAAGGUGUUUGCGGUCCAGCAGUGAUAGCCUGAAUGUGAAGUGUAUAUAUAAUGAAUGUUUGAUAUUAAUUCUAUUAAUUGAGGCAGAUACUGAACAAGCAAGACAAAAGAAAAGGCAGAGGUGACAGUUUAGAUGAUUGUAAAAUAAGUGGGUGCCAUGAAAAGUGAAAAAGUUCAUCCCUGGUAAGCUGUGUUUCCACGGCAACUAGUGAAAAGUUAAUUAGAUUCGGAGAAUCUGAGGAGCUGCACUAAGAAUAAAAGGGGUAUUCUACAAUGAAGAGGGGUUAGCUAAGGUGGCCGCCGCUGCUGCAAAUUCCUCAAACGUUAGCUGUAAUGUACACCUGCCAUGGUCUCAUUUUGCACAGGAACAACUUUAGGACUUUUUGGACUUUGGAGUCACAUUUGAUUUUGCUUUAUUUUAUGAAGCACAUUUCCGUAUUAGCGUCUUUCUUUUAGUGUAAGACAUAUGAACAAAUAGCCUGUUGAAAAGAGCUAUUGUAAUCCUUUAAUCACUUUAUGAGGAUACCAGGCUACAUGACAGCAUAAGAAGUAGGUUAAUCUAUUAGCCCACUGCCAUGGCAGCAAAUAAAAUGUGGGUUCCAAUCCACAAGGACAUAUUUAAGUAAUUUCAGGUCUGUUUUUCCUUUGGAGUAGGCCCUAGAAGAUAAUGCUUUCAAUAUAAUUUUUGUGCAAUUCACACAUCAUAAGAAGGCAGUUUAAUAGUUCACUUAGGUGCAAGUUAUAUUAAUUUAGUAGUGGGAUUGCACUGUUCUACUGUCCUUUGUUCUGUCCCAGUGUUUUGUGUUUAGUCAGUGAGCUCUGAGGAGCACGUCAACGCAUUGUUUCCGAGGAUCCAAGAGAAAAAGUCCAUUGUUGUUGCGAAGUUUUUAAUCUGGGGAUUUAAAGCACAUCACAUGCUCAGACCGGGCAGCGGGGCGCUCUGCCACAACAGGCAAACAGCUACUGCAAAAAUCCAUGUUGGGGAGGAAACUAUUCAUCACUGACGAAAACGUUUUAUACACACUGCAAUGCCAGCGCACUUUUGGGGAGUUUAGGAUCGCCGGAGAAGUGUGUUUAAAAAGUUCGACCGGGAAAGGGAAACUUUUUAUACCUACUCUGGAGAAACCUGACCGCCGGAGAUUUAGGAUAAAGAUGACGCUCAAGUACAGCCAGCGGUCUCUAAUAGUUCUGUCUUUACUGGGAAUUUUAUCGGCCAUCAUGUCUGUUUUAUCGGUCAUUUUGAUUUUCCAGCUUCAGUCUCAGCAGACGGCAGUGAAGGAGUCUCCAUCGUCCACCUCCUCGGUUAUUCCUGCUCAUGUCUGGGUAGUCCUGCUGCCCGUCUCCACGGUGCUCUCUGCUCUGUCCCUCACCCUUAACUUAAGCUCUGUGGUGGUGUGUCUGCUCCACAGCUAUUUUUCAACGGAGGUCUGCAGAGGAGAGCAGGAUACUGAAAGAGCAGACUGGUUCCUUUUGGAUAGCAGAGCUGUACGACAUGUGGCCAUGGGACUGUUCUGCCUGGGGGUUUCUGUCUAUUUGGCAGCAAUGUCCAUCUUUAUGCUCCUGAUAUUUGAGGUGGAGACAGGCAUUGCAAGCGCUUGCGUACUCUCCUCGGGGAUCUUAAUCCUACUGGUCGUUGUGAUCCACUCUCUGGUCAAAGCUUCCCAUAGUGCCAAGCACUAUCACAGCGACCACCUCGACACCCUCUACCAGAACGAGCACGGAAGCAGCAGCACACCUGUCUCCCGACCCUGCGAGCUCAAAGUUGGCGUGGACAAACCGCGGAUGCACCGCAGCCAGUCUCACCUCCAGCAUCCAAUCUCCUACCCUCAAUGUGGCAACCCGCGACAACGAGAACAAUACCAGCAGCAGCAGUACUCCCCUGCUGGAGGUUCCCAGGGCCACGUUAGCGAUAAAGACGGCUACAGCAGUGGCGGCAGUUGUCCCCGAAUGCACAGGACCCUGUCUACUGAAUCUGGUUUACUGCAGGCCCAGGCUAAACCCUGGAAUGGGGUCAACAAUGAGAUGAGGAGUGUCCUUGCACGCAAGUCAGGGAUUUCCGCAAAAGACUCUACUCUUGUGUGACAUAAAGGAAGCUGAGCUCGUGGGUGAAGGCCCUGGUGACCUUUAAGUAUGUCACAAGAGAACUGCUAACACAAGUGUCAUCUCAGACAGCCAUAGAACUGUCGGUUUGUACCUUUUUACACUCAGCAUGUUUAUCCUGACUGGUUGCAGACAACAUGGGACAGAGAUUAAGAAACAUACCUAAGUUUUCACCUUCAUCAACUGAUUUCUCCUGUUCAGAUUAUAAAGCAUUUUUAAAAUUGGAUUUGAACAUACUGAGCACAACCUUUGUAUAAUUUGUAGUGUUUUGUAUGAAUGAACAUGAUUUAAAUCUCACACACACCAAUGGUGCCCAAGUAUCAAUCUGGCAAAUGUAUAGCUUUCAUUGUAAUAAUGUAAAUACUUUAUUCUGCUGUAUAUGGUGGCUUUUUGCCAAAUGUUUGCGCACAAUGUGCAGAUGUGUUUUGUUAUGUGUUGUUCAAAAUUAUUUCAUAUCAACCUUAAAUUAAUUAAUUUUAGAAAACACAUUUUAGGAUGUUUUUUGACACCUGAAUAAGACAUUAAAAUAAUGUUCACAAAAACCA